This is a messenger RNA of Aureobasidium subglaciale EXF-2481, 2265 nucleotides long. RefSeq lists its product as uncharacterized. Lineage: Eukaryota; Fungi; Ascomycota; Dothideomycetes; Dothideales; Saccotheciaceae. Gene Ontology annotation, cellular component: cytoplasm; actin filament. The record is from RefSeq and is a predicted model, not a curated record. Gene Ontology annotation, biological process: actin filament polymerization. Bases 1 to 2265 code for a protein of 754 amino acids. The transcript has 2 exons. Gene Ontology annotation, molecular function: actin binding; microtubule binding.
AUGUCGUCUUGCAGGAGAGCCAACUACCCGGCCUACUCGUCGACGGGCUCUCGUCCUCAUCUCCCCUACGACGACGGCGACAACACCAGCUAUUCGCACUCUGAUCAGGACCGCUACGACCCCACGACGACUUACGAAACAUCAAUUAGCUCCGAGAGCGACAUCAGUCCCAACGACUCGGCUUCCAUACCGGCCGACAGACCUUCCACGCACUUCAGAUACCAAUCGCUCCCUCAUCGUCCUCGUCCACAACAAUCUCCGUCUCACGAUAACCCACCCCUUCAGGAGGAUCAUCCUUUGCGAAAGACACGACAUCGCCGCCCGCCUGAUCAGUACUCCCGCCCAGACCGGAGCCGACACGCCGCAUACCCACAUCCUGCCUCGACUCCGAGCGACCACUCGGACAUCUCAGCCAGUGUGGCUCCUCACUACGACCAUGGCUACUCGGCCCGCGGUGCUCACUACGAUCCGGCGUACGACGAACAGUAUGCAGACAAUCGCUGGCCUCACCACUCUGCGCCCUACCCGACUCCACCUACCAUGAUGUCCAGCACGCCCUCUGCGCAAUAUGACAAUCAUGCCGUACUUGCGAACUACGAACAUUAUGGCUACCCUGCCCAUCAUCAUUCUUACGCCGCUCAGCCUAGUCUAGGCAAUCCGUUCAUGCCUACUCCACCGCCGCAGGCUCCCACCCCGCAACCAGGCUAUGCUUACGAUCCGUACACCGGCACGUACCAAUUACAAAGGCCCGACAUGGUUGCUAGAAACUCAAUGACAUACAUGUAUCCUGAUAUGCACCAUACAGCUUAUCCCCAAAGGCCAUACUCUAGCCCGCAAAACAUGAUGCAAGCCAUGCCACCUCCUGCUUAUCCUCCUCACUUCUAUUCUUCCCAUUUGGCAUCUCCCAUGCCCGACGAAAAGCCCGCAAAGCCCACCGCCGCAAAUGAGCAGAAAGCCCCGGCCGAAGCUGACAGCAUUGCUGUCUUGGUGGCCGGCUUCGAGAAACAACGUCUUGAAUGGGAAGAGGCUGCCGCUGCCAAAGCCGCUGCAGAAAAGGCUACCGCAGAAGCCAAAGCCGUUCACGAGAAAGAGCUUGCCGAUGUUGCCGCGAAGGCUCGUGAAGAUGCUGAAAAGGAUGCCGCUGUCAGAGCGGCUGCAGAGAGGGCUGCAGUCAAGGCUGCCGAAGAAGCUAGAGCCGCUCGCGAGAAGGAGCUUGCCGAUGUGGCCACAAAGGCUCGUGAGGAUGCUGAGAAGGAUGCCGCUGUCAGAGCGGCUGCAGAGAGGGCUGCGGAAAAGGCUGCCGAAGAAGCUAGAGCCGCUCGCGAGAAGGAGCUUACCGAAGCUGCCACACGUGCUCGUGAAAUCGCUGAGAAAGAUGCCGCCGCUGCAACCGCUUUAGCCAAAGCUGAGGUUGAGAAACUCAUCGCAGAAGCCAAAGCAGAGCACGAAAAAAAAAUGGCAGAGGCCAAGGCUCUAGCUGAUGCAGCAGAGGCAGCGAAGAAGGCCGCCGAGGAGGAGUUGAAAAAGAAUACCCCAGGGCCUGAUGCCGACAAAGCGCCCAUCAAAUUCACCGACGCCGUGGAUAGAAGCUUUACCCUGCCUUGGCACUUGGUCAAGACUUGGAAGGGCAUGGAGACUCUGAUUAGACAAGCUUUUGUCAACAUCGAGCGUAUUGGGCCACAUGUUGCUAACGGUCACUACCACUUGUUAGGUCCGAACAGCGAGAUCAUUUUGCCGCAAGUUUGGGAUACUGUAGUCCAACCUGGGUGGGACAUUAAGAUGCAACUCUGGCCCUUGCCACCCGAUCCGAUUGACGAGAAGGUCCUCAACGGUAUCGGCGGCUUUCCACCUGACAUCAUACCAAUCCCGAAUGCACAACCACGGAGGAGACCCUCCAGAGGCAACAAGGUCAGUGGCAAUAAGAGCGCGGGCAAGCGUGCGUCCGUAGGACCCGCGCCGCCACCACCUCCCUCUCACACCCAACCACCAGUCCAAUAUUCUUCCCCACCUCCACCUCCCAUGCACAUGCCCACCGUCCUCGUCGGUCAUGACGAUCUUGAAGAUCCCGUCGUGUUCAUCGAAGAUGAUGGUCGUGGUAGGAGUGGAGGCGGCGCUGGCCACAAGCCGAAAAGCAGUGCUAAUUCAAGCAAGAAGAAACAGGUGCCUGCAUUUACCAGAUGGAUGCUCGGUGGCGGUCCGCGACCGCGCCCAAAAGGGGCUGAAAAACCUGCUGCUGGUGUCAAGAUUCGUCAUAUUGUUGUUUGA